AUGUUUGUCACGCUUACUCUUCUAUCACCCCGUCAUAAAUGUAAUUUACAGUCCAGAGGACAUGUCCUGACUCUAAGCAUACAUGAAAGUGUGGACAUUCACAUUUCUCUCCAAAACAAACCUGUCCUGACCAGUGAUAACAAUGAUCCAGCAAAAUUGAAACUUAAGCUGGAAAAGAUUGACGUCAAGAUACAAGCUUUGGUAACAAAGAGGGAAGACAUUUUGAAACAGAUCAAUGAAGCUGAAAAAUCCACCGCCAACCCGAGUGGAGACGCCUGCCCACCUGCCUCUGCUUAA
Messenger RNA from Ilex paraguariensis (yerba mate), 297 nucleotides. The record is from the annotation of a GenBank genome assembly. NCBI's taxonomy places the organism in Eukaryota, Viridiplantae, Streptophyta, Magnoliopsida, Aquifoliales, Aquifoliaceae.